This is a messenger RNA of Trametes versicolor FP-101664 SS1, 415 nucleotides long. RefSeq names its product Sm-like ribonucleoprotein. Gene Ontology annotation, cellular component: U5 snRNP; precatalytic spliceosome; U4/U6 x U5 tri-snRNP complex. The record is from RefSeq and is a predicted model, not a curated record. Gene Ontology annotation, biological process: spliceosomal snRNP assembly; mRNA splicing, via spliceosome. NCBI's taxonomy places the organism in Eukaryota, Fungi, Basidiomycota, Agaricomycetes, Polyporales, Polyporaceae. Gene Ontology annotation, molecular function: RNA binding. The coding region runs from base 38 to 301 and encodes 87 amino acids. The transcript is spliced from 5 exons.
ACCAGCCUUACUCCCUCUCCUUUCACAUUUGCCCAUCAUGUCUGGACGUCAGCAGAGGGUGAUGGUUCAGCCCAUCAAUGUCAUCUUCAAGAACUUGCAACAGAGGACAAAAGUCGUGAUCUGGUUGUACGACAACAUUGAUAUGCGCAUUGAAGGGACUAUCAUUGGUUUCGACGAAUUCAUGAACAUCGUGAUCGAAGACGCGGCAGAGGUCUACGUGAAGGACGCAAAGCCUAGGCGAGAGCUUGGUCGCAUACUGCUAAAAGGCGACAACAUCACGCUCAUCCAACAAGUUGUUUGAAUCGCCUUCAUGUUCUGCUCCGCCCCGUUCGUGUAAAAGUGUGGACUGCUCGCCCACAUGUUGUACGUUUUGCUGUGGUAUUACUUCUGACUUGCCGCUCUCGAUGAUAUUCAC